Rattus rattus (black rat) is the source of this 4264-nucleotide messenger RNA. RefSeq names its product protein kinase D3 (gene Prkd3). The coding region runs from base 708 to 3380 and encodes 890 amino acids. Gene Ontology annotation, molecular function: protein serine/threonine kinase activity; ATP binding. Gene Ontology annotation, biological process: protein phosphorylation. The record is from RefSeq and is a predicted model, not a curated record. The transcript is spliced from 18 exons. Lineage: Eukaryota; Metazoa; Chordata; Mammalia; Rodentia; Muridae.
UAUAGGGCUUCUUACAUUUUAAACUGAUGUCAAGUGAACAUAAAACAUUAAAAACCCUUUUAACUUUUUCUUCUAGGUUGACAGCAUUUCCGAAGGCACCAUCUUUUCUCUCUGGAUCCAUUCAUCCAAAGAAAUAUGUUUGUGCUAUUUGACAAGCUUUUUGUUUUUACCUCAUCACAGGGAAGUUCAGCCCCGAGAUGGAAAUGAGUACAGAUGAGAGGGUGAAUUAAGGUGUGAUCAUUUGUGGUGUCCCGUCAAUCCCUAAAGGAAUAGAUUACCUGGAACUACUUCUAAUCAGGAAGAUUUCAUAUCUUGGCACAGAUUGACUAUUCAAUUUGUAUUUUCUGAAAUGAAAAGCAAAAGAUAAGAACACAUUUAAAAGAAAUGAAGAUGUCACAUAAAUAAUCAGUAUCAACUCUGUUCCUUUGAUGAUAAAUGGUGAUGUGAAGUGGGUUACAGAUCUGGGUGUGGUCCUAAAGACAAGAUUCUUGAUGGGACUGACAUUGACAGCAGUAGGACCUUUUGUGCAUUCAACUCGGAGCAACAGAAUUCGUCAUCAACAGCAUGAGCGGCUCAGCCAGGGAAAGAAAGCAGCUUUCAUCUAAAUCCAAACCAUAGCCAUUUUUUUUUUUACUGCUAUUUUGAAAACUUUUCCAGAACCAUUUAAAAAGCAUUGACAACUAUUUUUAUAGAUUAAAGAAAGGCAGAUGUCUGCAAAUAAUUCCCCUCCAUCAGCCCAGAAAUCUGUGUUCCCUGCAACUGUUUCUGCUGUGCUUCCAACCCCUUCUCCGUGUUCAAGUCCCAAGACAGGACUCUCAGCUCGGCUCUCUAAUGGCAGCUUCAGUGCCCCGUCACUCACAAACUCUAGAGGCUCGGUGCACACCGUUUCAUUUCUACUUCAGAUUGGCCUCACACGAGAGAGUGUUACCAUCGAAGCCCAGGAACUGUCUCUCUCCGCUGUCAAAGACCUUGUGUGCUCCAUUGUUUAUCAGAAGUUUCCAGAGUGUGGAUUCUUUGGCAUGUAUGAUAAAAUUCUUCUCUUUCGACACAACAUGAACUCAGAAAACAUUUUGCAGCUGAUUACCUCAGCAGAUGAAAUACAUGAAGGGGAUCUUGUAGAAGUUGUCCUGUCAGCUUUGGCCACAGUAGAAGACUUCCAGAUCCGCCCUCAUGCUCUCUAUGUCCAUUCUUACAAAGCACCUACUUUCUGUGAUUACUGUGGUGAAAUGCUCUGGGGAUUGGUACGUCAAGGAUUAAAAUGUGAAGGCUGUGGAUUAAAUUAUCAUAAACGAUGUGCCUUCAAGAUUCCGAAUAACUGCAGUGGAGUAAGAAAGAGACGUCUGUCAAAUGUGUCUCUGCCAGGACCUGGCCUCUCAGUUCCAAGACCCCUGCAGCCUGAAUGUGUGCCCCUGCUCAGUGAAGAGUCACAUACUCACCAAGAGCCAAGUAAGAGAAUCCCGUCCUGGAGUGGUCGUCCGAUCUGGAUGGAAAAGAUGGUAAUGUGCAGGGUCAAAGUUCCACACACGUUUGCUGUCCACUCUUAUGGCCGACCCACAAUAUGUCAGUACUGCAAACGGCUGCUCAAAGGCCUCUUUCGCCAAGGACUGCAGUGUAAAGAUUGCAAAUUCAACUGCCACAAACGCUGUGCAUCCAAAGUACCACGAGACUGCCUCGGCGAGGUUACUUUCAAUGGAGAGCCUUCCAGCGUGGGAACUGAUACAGACAUGCCGAUGGAUAUUGACAGUAAUGAUGUGCACAGUGACAGCAGCAGGGGCUUGGACGACUCAGAGGAGCCCUCCCCUCCCGAAGACAAAAUGUUCUUCCUCGACGCAGCCGAUCUGGAUGUGGAGCGAGAUGAGGAGCCGGUUAAGACAAUCAGUCCAUCCACAAGCAAUAAUAUCCCACUGAUGAGGGUGGUCCAGUCCAUCAAGCACACAAAGAGGAAGAGCAGCACAGUGGUGAAGGAAGGGUGGAUGGUCCACUACACCAGCAGGGACAACCUGAGAAAGAGACAUUAUUGGAGACUUGACAGCAAAUGUCUAACAUUGUUUCAGAAUGAAUCUGGAUCAAAAUAUUAUAAGGAAAUUCCACUUUCAGAAAUUCUCCGCAUAUCUUCGCCACAAGAUUUCACCAGCAUUUCACAAGGCAGUAACCCACACUGUUUUGAAAUCAUCACUGAUACUGUGGUAUACUUUGUUGGUGAGAACAAUGGGAACAGCACUCAUAACCCUGUUCUCGCUGCCACUGGAGUGGGACUCGAUGUAGCGCAAAGCUGGGAAAAAGCGAUCCGCCAGGCCCUCAUGCCCGUUACUCCUCAAGCAAGUGUUUGCACUUCUCCAGGCCAGGGGAAGGACCACAAAGAUCUGGCAACCAGUAUCUCCGUGUCUAACUGUCAGAUUCAGGAGAAUGUAGACAUCAGCAGUGUUUACCAGAUCUUUGCCGAUGAGGUGCUUGGUUCUGGCCAGUUUGGCAUUGUUUAUGGAGGAAAGCACAGAAAGACAGGAAGGGAUGUGGCUAUUAAAGUAAUCGAUAAGAUGCGAUUCCCCACAAAGCAAGAGAGUCAGCUCCGGAAUGAAGUGGCUAUUUUACAGAAUCUGCACCAUCCUGGGAUUGUAAAUCUGGAAUGUAUGUUUGAAACCCCAGAACGAGUCUUCGUAGUGAUGGAAAAGCUUCAUGGAGAUAUGUUGGAAAUGAUUCUGUCCAGUGAAAAAAGUCGACUUCCAGAACGGAUUACUAAAUUCAUGGUCACACAGAUACUUGUUGCCCUGAGGAAUCUACAUUUUAAGAAUAUCGUGCACUGUGAUUUAAAGCCCGAAAAUGUGCUGCUUGCGUCUGCAGAACCUUUUCCUCAGGUGAAGCUAUGUGACUUUGGGUUUGCCCGCAUCAUUGGUGAGAAGUCGUUCCGGAGGUCAGUGGUGGGAACUCCAGCCUACUUAGCCCCCGAGGUUCUCAGGAGCAAAGGCUACAACCGUUCCCUAGACAUGUGGUCGGUGGGAGUCAUCGUCUAUGUGAGCCUCAGUGGCACCUUCCCGUUCAAUGAAGAUGAAGAUAUAAACGACCAAAUCCAAAAUGCUGCAUUUAUGUACCCACCAAAUCCAUGGCGAGAAAUCUCCAGCGAAGCAAUUGAUUUGAUAAACAACUUGCUUCAAGUGAAGAUGAGAAAACGUUACAGCGUUGACAAGUCCCUCAGUCAUCCCUGGCUACAGGACUAUCAGACUUGGCUUGACCUCAGAGAAUUCGAAACUCGCAUUGGAGAACGUUACAUCACACAUGAAAGUGAUGAUGCUCGCUGGGAAAUACAUGCAUACACGCACAAUCUCGAAUACCCAAAGCAUUUCAUUAUGGCCCCCAACCCGGAUGACAUGGAGGAAGGUCCUUAGUUGUGAGUGAGCUGUUCCUAUAAGGAAGGGUUUCAUUUCAAGAACGGAUACUUUGCUGCAUGACUGUUGCUCUCUGCAGACUGUCAUUGCAAGGUGGCAGCAUCAUGAGGACAUAGAAGGACAUGCUGGCAUCAAUUCUGUAGCUCAUAACGAGUAGGUACAUGAAGGGAAACUGAGUAAGAAAUUCAAAAUGGAACUUGUUAUAAAUUUUUAUAGCAUAAGCAAUAACUGGUUCUGUAAUUUCCUAAUCCUUCACAUUAGCACAAUGUGAACUAGCACAUAAUUUAUCUCUCCUUUGCUGUUAUUAGAUCAUUUGUUUUAAAGGCCUAUGACUGUCUAGCUAUUGUUUAUAAGGUUGAUUACUCAACAGGUUUGCAGUUAAGCAGUAACCACGAGGCUAACAACAUAUGGUUUGCUGUAAGGACUUUUAGUAUUUGUCCACUGUUGGAGGCAUUGAUUCUUCCUGGACCCCUACAAACAGAACACUGCACUGCUCCCCUUGUGGUGGAUGCCUCUUUACUUUAUGUCUGUGUGACAUAAGUCGUGACUCUUUCUAUGUCGUAGUAGUCACUAGAACUGAACAGUUGGUGUUACAAAUGAGUAGAACUAGCUGGUGAGCACUCGGCUGUGCCACUGAGCACGUAUAUUCUCAAUUGACACCAUCUUGAUACGGUGCGCCAACAGUGUGUGGGCACAACUCUGCAUUUAACUAAUUUAUCCUUACCUGGAGCUGAAUAAAUUAUAGACAAAAUUACAUACUAAAGAGGAAAGCUAGUACGGGGUCAGUAAAUGUCACUACACAACAAGCAGUAUCAUUUCCUUCUUCCCUUAGCCUUUGGGUGGGAUUUGCAAAUAUCUAGUUUUUUAAACUAGCAUUGUAUUUU